Messenger RNA from Folsomia candida, 626 nucleotides. RefSeq lists its product as uncharacterized. The record is from RefSeq and is a predicted model, not a curated record. Bases 23 to 568 code for a protein of 181 amino acids. Lineage: Eukaryota; Metazoa; Arthropoda; Collembola; Entomobryomorpha; Isotomidae. The transcript has 3 exons.
UUCCGAUGGAAUAAUUCUUGUCAUGGCGAUCGUUCUAAACGUCGCGGGGAAAAGGUUUAAGGAACUAGUGGACGAAAUUAGUCAAAAAAAUGUUAAGAGUUACGCAGAUCCUGAACUCGUCCUGCAAAAUUUUUCAACCAUUAAAGUCCUUUCAUCUCAAAUUAACUCUGCAAUGAGCAAAAUUGUGCUGAUCUACAUUGGGGAGUACCUUUUCUACUAUUCUGCCCAUUUCAACGACAUUUUCGAGGUUGCCGAUGUCAUGGAAAGUUUUCGGAAAUCAAUGUUCCUCCUCAAUGUGUGUGCCAGCCUUUAUUUUUCUGGGGACUGCUGCAAACGCGUGGAAGACGCUAUGCUGUCUUGGCUGUCAUCUUUUACCGAGUCGGGAAUGUCCAACAGUUUUCUUUCCAGUGGACGCGUCGCCAUUUUGAUCGAUGAAGCGAAAUCUCACAUUGUUGGAUUCACUGGCGGAAUUUUUGUGCUAGAUUAUACAGCGAUAUUUAAUUUCUUGGCCACUAUGAUAACCUACUGGGUCGUGUGCUCUACUUCUGGAGAAAAACAGCAGAUAUAAAAUUAUUUCUAAAAAUUGUUAAAAAUUUGAAGAAUUUUAGCAAUUUGGAUGAACGUAU